AUGCGAAAGGGACCAUCCGGGAGAUCGUCCUUCCCAAAGGCCUGGACCUGGACCGGCCCAAGAGAACCCGCACCUCCUUCACCGCGGAACAGCUGUAUCGGCUGGAACUGGAAUUCCAGCGAUGCCAGUAUGUCGUGGGCAGAGAAAGGACAGAAUUAGCCAGGCAGCUGAACCUUUCGGAAACCCAGGUGAAGGUGUGGUACCAGAACCGGCGCACCAAGCAGAAGAAGGACCAGAGCCGCGAGUCGGAGAAGCGCGGCGCCGGCCCAUCUUCCACCUCCGAGGCGUUCGCCACCUGCAACCUCCUGAGACUGCUGGAGCAGGGCAGGCUCCUCUCGGUGCCGGCGCCCCCCGCCCUGCUGCCCCCGGCGCCUUCUCGCCCCGUCGGUGCUACGCCCGGCCACGAGCCCCCUUCCCCGGGGCUGCCCAGGGCGGAGAGCCCGCCGGCCACGGGCGGCUUCAGCCUGCAGGUCUCCUCCCUGGCCGCCUCGGCCCCCGCCUCACGCCUGCCCCCCGCGCCCCUCUGCUUCGGCAGCCCCCUCGGGGGGAGCCUGCACAAACUCCCCGCCGGCUACGGGCUGGGGCCGUCCGCCUUCGAGCCCUACACGCGCCUGCAGAGGAAGGACAGUCCGCCGCGCGGCCCCCGGACCCCCAGCCCCUGAGAGCCGCCCGGGCGGCGUCCGGA
Thamnophis elegans (Western terrestrial garter snake) is the source of this 685-nucleotide messenger RNA. Its product is annotated as ventral anterior homeobox 2a-like. Lineage: Eukaryota; Metazoa; Chordata; Lepidosauria; Squamata; Natricidae. Gene Ontology annotation, molecular function: DNA-binding transcription factor activity, RNA polymerase II-specific; DNA binding. The record is from RefSeq and is a predicted model, not a curated record. Gene Ontology annotation, biological process: central nervous system development; regulation of DNA-templated transcription; neuron differentiation. The transcript has 2 exons. The annotation marks the transcript as partial.